GCUUCCUCAAUCAGUGCCAACAGAGCAGGAAGACUCUGGCAGACUAUGCAGAAGAGCUGACCAGCUUCGAAAGCCUUCACAAGAAGCUGAGUGCGUGGCUGCAGCAAGCAGAAGGUCGAAUGGCCACAGAGUCCAUCGGAGAGAACACCAAGAACAUUCCCAAGAUGCAGGUGGAGGUGGAGAGGAUGGAAGAUUUCUAUGAGGAGAUUCAAGGACACAGGGACGCUUUCGACAGCCUCUGCCAGAAGGCGCAGACUCUGAACGAGCUGGGCUACGGAGACGGAGGGGCCACUCGGCCUGCCUCCCAGCUGCUAGCCCGGCACCAGCAGCUGGCCAAGACGGUGAAGGAGAAGCUGAGAGCCGGCCAGCUGGGGCUACAGGAGCACCAGGUCUUCGAGGAAACACUGCAGAGCACCUGGGCCUGGCUCAGAGAGGUCCAGAGCAGAAUCACAGCCAUCGACAGCACUAUGGGCAGCAAGGCCACACUGGAAAAACAGCUGCUUCAGAUCCAGGAGAUCCUGCUGAUGAAGGGUGAAGGCGAGGUGAAGCUGAACAUGGCGCUUGGUAAAGGGGAACAGUCUCUGAAGAGCAGUAACCAGGAGGCAAGGGAGGCUAUUCAGAACCAGCUUCAGGCUCUGAAAGAGGCUUGGGCCAAGGUCGUCAGUAGCUCCGUGAACUGUCACAGCCAGCUGGAAUGGGUAGUGGUGCAGUGGAACGGGUUCCAGGAAACUAAGAAGCAGCUCCAGCAGUGGAUGGAGACGACGGAGCAGGGAGUGAGCCAGGGCCUGGAGCUGCAGAACGACCUGAAGGACAAGCUCCUGCAGCUGGAGCGGCACCAGAGUCUGCUGGCCGACAUCGAGAAGCACUCAGCCGUUCUCUCCCGGUUGAUUGAGAAAGCCAGGGAGCUGCUGGAGAGAACUGGAGACGCGUCUUUCACGGAGGAUGCACAGCUGGAGAUGAGGACCCAGUUUGCCGAUAUUGUUGUGGUUGCCAAGGGGAAGGUGAAGAAGCUGGAGGAUCAGGUGCAGGACCAUCAGCAGUAUAACAUCGCCGUGCAAGAACUAACAAACUGGCUGACCUCGGCUAAGGAGGAGCUUCACCGCUGGUCAGAUUUAUCGGGAGACUCGACAGCCCUACAGAGAAAGCUGAAGAAAGUCACGGAGCUGAUCGUUUCCAGACGGAAUGGCAGGGAGCGCCUGAACAGAGUGGAGGCUCUGGCCGCAGAGGUGGGCGAGCAGACGGCAGCGAGCGGGCGGGAGGCACUGGCCAGGGAGCUGGAUGCCCUGCGGGCGGACUGGCAGCAGUGGGAGGAGAGCACCCUGCAGGCGCAGAGUGGCCUGGAGACCAUGCUCAGUCAGACCACCAGCUCCGAGCAGGAGUUCCAGGCACAGGUCGCUCAGCUAGACAAGGACCUUGCGGAGUUCAAGGCCAGUCUCACAGCCUGCUCACACAGCCUGUCCCAGCUGCAGGACAAAACAACAGACGAAGAGCUUGUAGAAUGCUGGCAGAAAGCAAAGGAGACAGAGGAAGCUCUGAAAGAGGCAGAAAGCAUGAGUGAGUCCCUGAAAGGUCAACUCAACGACCUCUGCAGAUUUUCCAAGGAUUUGAGUUCACAUUCAGAUAAAGUUUCGUCUCUGAUCAAAGAAUACAACAGCCUUUGUUUACAGACUGCAAAGUAUUGUCAGAAUAAGGAGAAGGCGCUGGAGCAGCGAUUCCGUACCACCUUCAGGGAGUUCCAGCAGUGGAUGAUCAACACCAAGAUUGCCACCUGCUUCGAUACACCUCAAAACAUCGACGAGGCAACUGCAAUCAUUCAGAAACUGCAGGAUUUCCUGUCAGAGAGUGAGGCCUGUCAGAGCAAACUCAACACUCUCAUCUCCAAAGGCGAGCUGCUGAGCAGGAUUCUCAGCAAGGAGAAGGCCGAAGCCAUCCAGACCAAAGUGUCCACUGCCAAGGAGGACUGGAAGAACCUGCUCACAAGCCUGCACCAAAAGGAAGCCGCCUUACAGAACCUGCAGUCUCAGAUGAAGGAUUUCGAAGCUGGGGUCGGGCCUGUGCAGGAGUGGUUGGUUGCCACGGAAGCGGCCGUACAAGGGAGCAGCAGCCAGCUGCCCGACCUCGUGGCCAAGAAGAACGAGCAGUUCAGGCUUCAGUCUGUCCUAGAGGAUAUAACCUACCGCGAACCCCAGCUAAACAAGCUGAAAGAGAAAGCUCAGCACCUAUGGGAAGAUCAAGCUUCCAACAAGAGCUUUAUGCACAGAGUCUCUCAGCUGUCCGCUUGGUAUUUAGCCUUAAGUAACUUAGCCAAGGAGAAGACACUAAGAGUUCAGCGCACUGUGUCGGAACAUCAGCAGUUCUCCCAGGGUCUGAAGGAACUACAGGAUUGGCUGGCUGAUGCCAGGCACAUGCUGGAGUCAUACUGUGCCCCCACUGCUGAUAAAAACCUGCUGGACAGUCGGAUGGCAAAGGUCGAGGCUCUGCUCGCGCUCCGACAAGAGAAGGAGAUCCAGCUGAAGAUGGUGCUGACCCGCGGGGAGUCGGUACUCAGGAGCACCUCUCCUGAGGGCACCGUUGCCAUUCGCCAGCAGAUGGCGGGCCUCAAGGAUUCCUGGGACUCGCUGCUGUCCUUCUCCAUCCAGUGCAAAAGCCAACUAGAGGGAGCGCUAUCCCAGUGGACCAGUUACCAGGACGAUGUCCGGCAGUUUAUGAGCUGGAUGGAUCGGAUGGAGGGAGACCUGAAAGCCUCCGAACGACAAUGUACUGAACUCAGGGACAAAGCAACAGCUCUGGGCAAAGCGAAGUUGCUGUACGAGGAUACCCGGAGUCACAGCCGCCUGUUGGAGACGAUCCAGGCGAAAGGCGAGAGCAUGGCCCAGCACUACGUUAGCCGCUUGGAACUGCAGGAGCUCCAGGAGAGGUUCAGUAACCUGAGUGAAAAGGCCAAGGAGGGCACCAGAAAGGCUGAAGAGCAGCUUCUGCUGCACCAGGAGUAUCAGCAGGCGCUGAAAUCGUUUGAGGAGUGGCUGGAGCAGGAGAAGGAGAGUCUCUGCUGCUGCUCCCACCUGGGGAACGAUGUGGAGACACUGGAAAGCACGCUCCGUGACCUCGAGGACUUGGAGAAGCAUUGCACUGAAGGCCAGACUUUAAUGAGUGCAGUUCUUCAGAGCCAGGAGAAGAUGACCUUAUCGGGGUCUACAUAUAUGGAGGAUCGCAUUCUCGAGUCCGCGCAACGGGACUGGCACCUGUACCAGCGGAGGCUGGCUGAGACAAAGGAGAAGGUCAAUGCCACCCUGAGCAUGCUCAGGAAGUUGGAGAAGAUGUUCCAGCAGGUGGAUGUGUGGCUCUCUGACCUCGAGGGCAAAGUCAAUCUCCGGACGGGGAGGACGUCCGACCGAGACACAAAGCAGACUCAGCUACAGCAGUUACAGAAAUGGAACGAGGAAAUCCUUGCUCGGAAGGAUGAAGUGGAAAGGGUUGGGCUGCUUGCUCAUCAAGUGCUAGAGGAGAGUCACAUCAACAGCAGUGUGGGAAGUCAAGCUACCCACCUUGCUGCCCGAUAUCAGGGCAUUCUGCUGCAUGUGGUGGACCAGACCAAGUUGCUGAAAGAGGAACUGAGGGCUUUAGAAGAAGCUGAUGUGGCGCUGGGCACCUACACAGACUGGCUCCGUGCCACCCAGAACAACUUUAAAAACAUGGCGGUGGCUUUGAAUGUAGUGGACAAAACCGCCAUGGAAAACAAAAUUAAAAAAUUUGAGACGCUGCACAAUGACAUCGACAUGGGGAACAGCCUACUGAAGAUGAUCCUUGAGAAGAGUGAGAGGGCUAUAGAGUACCUGGAAGGGCCAGAGGCUCAAGGUCUGCGGGAAUCCAUGGACGCCCAUAUUGGCCAACUGAAUGAGUUGACCAGUUCCAUUAGGAGGGAGCGUGGCAAUCUGGAGAAAUGCCUGUACCUCACGAAGGAGUUCCUGGACAAGUACCAGAGCCAGACCAAGUGGUUGGCAGAGUACCAGGCCAUCUUGCAGAUCCCAGUGGAGCCCAAAGUGGAACUGUUUGAAAAGAAGGCCCAACUGGCAAAGUACAAGGCCAUCCAGCAAACCAUCGUGUCUCACGAGCCGGGGGUAAAGUUGGUGAUCGAGAAGGGGCAGGCUGUCUUCGAGCUCAUUCACGACCCCGCAGUCAGCGACAAUCUGAAGAGGCUGCAGACAGAUUACCAGGAGCUCUGCUCAACGGUGAUGGUGUGUGUCCAGAAUCUGGGAGAGAAGGUGAGGGAGCAUGAGGAUUAUAACAGCAACCUGCAGGAAGUGGAGAAGUGGCUGCUACAGAUCUCCACCAGGCUGGUGGCUCCUGACACCACCCAGAGCACCAACCUGGAGAUGGCAACCCAGCACCUGGCAAGGCACAAGCCUAUCAUGGAGGAGAUAGCAGGCUUUGAACACGCUUUGGCGAGUCUGCGAAGCAAGGGGGACAGCCUGAUUGCCAACUGCUCAGAGGGGCUCCAAGGAAAGUUUAAGCAUCAAGUCCAAGGCCACCUGCAGGGAAUCCGGGACAGUUACUCUGCCAUCUGUAGCACAGCUCAGAGACUGUACCAGAGUCUGGAACGUGAACUACAGAAGCAUGUCAGUCAUCAGGACACCCUGCAGCAAUGUCAGGCCUGGCUCCAUUCUGUGCAGCAGGAACUGAAGCCCCGAGACCACCCGCCCACCAGCCCACGGAAAUCACUGAAACAGGUGAAACAUUAUCGGGCUCUACAGGAGCAGGCCAGUACUUACCUGGAACUGCUUUGCUCCAUGUGUGACCUGUCUGAUGACACUGUGAAGAUAGCAGCUGCUGAUAUCCAACACACCAAACAAGCGAUUGAGCAGCAGCUGGUCAGGUCGCAGGAACUGGCCCUGGGCUGGGAGGAGGUAAAGCGGCAGAAGGCCGAACUAGGAGCCUGCUUCCUGGAGACCGAGCAGCAGCUGCACAGCCUGAAGAGGAGGCCCGCCGAACUGGAGCUGAAAAUCGCUCAGAAACAGGUGGCCCAGGUGCAGGAGCUGGGUCGUCAUUUCCAGUCCAGGAAGGCAAACAUCACUGCCCUGACAGAGAAGGUCACAGCUCUGACAGAGGGCCAGGAGUCACCUGAACACUCCGAGAUCGGGCAGUUGAGUAACCAGUGGCUGGAGCUGUGUCACCAGAUCAAUGCCCUUCUCUCUCUGAGUGAGGAGGACCAGCAGAGAGCCAGAGAUUACCACGACCGAGUGAGCGUUGUGGAAGUGCUUUUGGACAAGUUCACAAAAGAGUGGGACAACUUAGCAAGGACUGAUGCCGAGAGCACGGCCGAGCAUUUGGAAGCUCUGAGGAAGCUGGCCGGUGAGGUGCAGGCCCAGAGGUUUGUCCUGGACGACCUGAAGGAGCAGAAGCAGAUGCUGAUGGACCGCCUGGACCCCGAAGACAAGGAGCUGAUCAAGGAGCAGAGCAGUCACCUGGAGAGGCAGUGGGUGCAGCUGGAAGGGCUGAUCGAGAAGAAGAUCCAGCUGUCCGCCCGGGUCCUGGAGGAGCUGAGCCAGUGCCAGGCCCGGCUGGACGACCUGCUGGAGUGGGCCGAAGCGCAGGCCCAGCUCUUCGGCGAAGCCCUGAGGUGCAGCCCGCCGGCCGAGCUGGCCCAGACCCUGCUGCCGGACCACAUCGCCGUCUGCAACGAGCUGGAGUCGCAGGAGCUGGCCCACGGGGCGCUGACGGAGGAGGCCGAGAGGAUCUUGGCCCAGCUGGGCCUGGACGAGAGGCAGCAGCUGCAGAGGGCCCUGAGUGCGCUGCAUGGGAGGAUGGGCUCCCUGCGCGAGGCGGUGGGCCAGCGCAGGAAGUACCUGAGCCAGGCCCUGUCGGACCGCUCCCAGUUCCUCAUGGCCGUUGGCCUGGCCAGCAGCUGGGUCCAGCAGAACCGGUCGGUGGCCACUUCCAAGGAGCCCGCGGCCCUCAUGCCAGCCGAGGUGGGCAAGCAGAUCCGCAGCUGCAAGAGCGUCGGCAGCCGCCUGAAGGAGUACCAGACGGAGGUGGCGGCUCUGUGGGCUCAGGGCAGGGAGCUGGCCAAGGAGGCGACGGAGGAGGAGACGUCCGAGAUCAUGGCCCAGCUCCAGGAGCUGCAGGCCACCUACGACUCGGCCUUGCAGGAGGGCGCCCAGCGGCUGCAGGAACUGGAGAAGGUGCUGCUCUCCAGGAAGUACUUCAAGGCCGACCUGGACCGGGUGUGCCAGUGGAUGAAGCAGGCCGACGUGGUGACCUUCCCGGAGGUCAGCCUGAUGGGCGGCGACGCCGAGCUGUCCUCGCAGCUCGCCAGGUACUGGCAGGUUCUGGAACAGUCCACCGAGCACGAGAACCUCCUGCUGCUGGUGCAGAGAGUCGGCCACGAGCUGCUGCCCUCCCUCAGCGAGGCUGACCACUCCUUCCUGGACGAGAAGCUGAACGCCCUGCCCCGCCAGUUCAACAGCAUCGUCGGCCUGGCCAAGGAGAAGUCUGAGAAGGUCCAGGAGGCCAUGGCGGCCCGCCAGGAGUACGCCUCGCUGGUCAGCCUGACUGGCAAGGCCCUGGGUGAGCUGGAGGAGCAGCUGGUCCGGGUGAGCAAGGCCCGCCUCAGCCUCUCGUCGGAGGAGGCCGAGUCAGCCUGCAGCGACUGCCGGGCCCUCCUCAAUGAGGUGACGGGUCUGGGCAAGGCAGUGGACGACCUGAACCAGAGGAAGGAGACCUUCCGGAGCUCCGGCCAGCCCUGGAUGCCCGACGAGGUGGCGGGUCUGUCCAGCCUCCACAGCCGCCUGAGGCGGCAGGCUGAGCGGCAGCUGGCGCUGCUGGGAGACACCGCCGAGGCCUACCGGGCGCACGAGGCCUGCUCGCUCAGGCUGGAGGCCCGGCUUCGCGCCCUGGCCGAAGAGCUCGUCCGGGUCAACGAGGAAACCCUGUCAGUGGAGGAGAGGCUGAAGAACUACCACGCUCUGGCGGGGGCCGUGCAGGAGGUCAGCUCCCUCCUGAAGGGGCUGAUCGAGCAAGUGGAGCAGUUUUCACCGGAGCUGGACAGUGGGGCCCGCGAGGCAAGGAGCCAGCAGCUUCAAGCUUGGAAAGAGGAGCUUCAGUCAGCGCAAGGAACCAUCAGCGCCAGGAUAAUGGAGUGCGAGAGCAGACUGGUUCAAACGAUCGACUUCCAGACGGAAAUCCAACACACUCUGGAUUGGCUGCAGCAGGUGAAGGGAGACCUCAGUGCCGACUUGAACCUGGAUGUCAAUCUCCAGGGUGUCCAGGAGGAGAUCCGGAAAUCCCAGAUCCUCGAGGAAGAGGUGCAGUCGAGUCUUCGGAUUAUGGCGGGAUUGAGCAGUAAAGAGAAGGAGAAAUACUCCGAGUCCAGGGAGCUGAUGCCUCCAGAGGUGGAGAGCAAUCUGUUGGAACUUUCCAGACUCGAGGCUGAAGUCCAGGAAACCCUGAGCAGCAAGAAGACAUCCCUGGACAAGGCACAGACUCUAGUCCAGCAGUACCUGCGGGCAGUUCAGUCCGCCAGGGGCUGGCUAGACGAUGCCAGUGCCCUCUUGCAGCAGACCGGAGAUGGCGUGGACGUUGAGGCUUCGGAGGAGACCUUGAGAAGGCACGUUGAGUUCUUCGCCACGGAAGCAGAGCUGGCCAGCCGGCUGGGAGAGUUGGAGGCACUAAUGCCCGGCUUCCUGCCAUUGAUCAACACAGCAGGGAGAGAACAGGUGGAACAGAACCUGGCGUCACUACGACAACGGAGAGCAGACACUGAGCAACAAGCUGAGGCUCAGCAAGCCAUUCUGCAAAGGUGCGUGACCCAGUGGCAGGACUAUCAGGAGGCCAGGCAGCAGGUCAUUGCUCUGAUGAACCAAGCGGAAAAGAGGUUGUCGGAAUUCUCUUCAGCCAAAGCAGCAACUAGCCAUGAAAGUGAAGAAAAGCUGACUCAACACAAGUCCUUGCUGUCAGUGGUGAACUCCUUCCAUGAGAAAAUCACUGCCCUGGAGGAACAGGCUUCCCAUCUCGAGAGCCUGGGCAACGAUGCCAGCAAGGCCACCAUCAGCCGAUCCAUGACCACGGUGUGGCAGCGCUGGACUCGACUCCGCACUGUCGCCCGCGAGCAGGAGAAGAUGCUGGAAGAGGCUGUGAGAGGCUGGAAAAACCUCACCGACAAGAUCGAGACCACGACUGUGGUGGUGGACCAGUUGCAGGAUCGACUCCCCGACAGCUCGGUUGAAAAGGCGAGGAAGACCGAGCUGCUGGAGCUCCUGGAGUACCACGACGCUUUCGCCCAGGAGGUGGAACGGGAGCAGUCCACUUUGACCAUUCUUCGACAGCAAGCCUUAAACAUGCUCCGUGACGUGGCUCUGCCUUCCACCUCUGUCGAGGACCUGCCUGUAAUGCAUGAGAUCAAGGCCAUGCAGGACAGAUACGACAACGUGCGGCAGAAGAUAAGGAAGAGUAAGAAGAUGGUCCAGCAGGAGUUAAAGGAGCGGGAAGAGGUGGAGAGUGAGUUAAAUGCUGUCAAACAGUGGCUCCAUGAGACAAGAGAGUAUCUGCUGAACCCUACUUCGGAUGCGGUUACGGAGCUUCGAGAGCUGAAGGAACUUCACACCGAGGUAGCUGCUCGACAUCAGACUGUGGCCCAACUGGGAGAUCGACAACGCGAUAAAUACCUGGAACUUUACACUAUUCUGCCAUCCGAGCUCUCGGAACAAUUGGCUGAGGUUACCCUGGCCCUUGGAGCCAUUGAGGAACAGGUGAAUCUGAAAGAAGGAGAAGCUCAGCAAAUGCAGGCAGUGACCCUGGACUUUAACCGCAGGAUGCAGCAGAUCUCUGAUGAAUUGAAUGACAUCUCUAAAAAGCUGAAGGAGAAAGGAACUGAUAUCGUACAAGCCAAGAUUGAGCACAAGAGACUAUGGGACAAGGUGGACAGCUGCAAUGUGAAACUUGUGGAACUGGACGCAACAAUACAGGAUUUCACAGAGCAGAACCCUCAUCAGAGCAAGUGUCUGACCGAUGACAUGAUCAAGCUAUCGAGCCUGUAUCAGCAGGUCUUUAAGGAGACCGAGUACAGAGCCUCCAAACUUAACAAGGCUGCUUCACAGUUGGAGGAAUUCCAUGAGAUGCUUGAGUUUGUGCUGAAGUGGUUGGAGAAAGCCAAGGAUCUCGGGUACAGUGCGAUCAGUUGGCAUUCUGCAGCUCAGCUCAAUGACCAACUGAUCACCUACCAGGCCACCCUACGUGAAUCUGAGGAAAUCCAGAGUGAUCUGCAGGCCAUGGGUGAGAAGUUAGACAGUGUCAGUGAUGUGUUUCAGACGGAUGCAAUGUCUCAGCGCGUGGCCAACCUCCACCAGCAGACAGACGAGCUCCAACAACUCAUGCGAACCCGCCUUCAGAGCCUGCAAGAUGCAGCUAAGGAUAUGGAGCAGUUUGAGACUGAGGUGAAGAGCCUGCAGGUGAUGGUGAAACAAGCCCAAGUCACUUUGACCUCCCCUGAGCUUGCACGCCUGUGCCUGAAGGAGCAACUCUUUCAAAGACAGAGGUUGCUGGCCGACAUGGAGAGCUUCAAGCACAAGGUGCAAGUGGUGCACCGAUAUCAGGCUGCCCUGCGCAUUCCCGAAGAAAUUGUCACCAACCUGCCCAUCUGCCUGACAGCACUGAGGCUCCAGGAGCAGGCGAGUCGGCUACAGCACACUGCCAUCCAGCAGUGUAACAUCCUGCAGGAAGCCGUGAUCCAGUAUGAACAGUGCGAACAGGAAAUGCGGCAUCUCCAGCAGCUGAUUGAUCGAGCCCAUCGUGAGAUCCAGGAGAAACCUGUAUCUACCAGUAACAUCCAGCAGCUGCAGGCCCAGAUCUCCCGACACGAGGCGUUCGCCCAGAAGAUUAAAGACUACCAGGAGCAGAUUGCUGCCCUGAAUACCAAGUGUAAGAUGUUGACCAUGAAGGCGAAGCAUGCCACAAUGCUGCUGACUGUCACUGAGGUGGAGGGGCUCUCCGAAGGGAUGGAGGAGCUGGAUGGAGAAUCCAUGGCCGCUCACUCAGCGCACCCGUCUGUGGUUAUGGAUAGUGCUUACUACGGGACAUUAGGUGCGGACGAAUUGCAGACUGCAGCUCCCGAUUCUCAGGAUGCGAGCACCGCAGCAUCACUGCAGGAACCAUUAGAAACCACACUGGGAGAGUCAGCCUCCUCUAAACUCGAUGACCUGCAGCGUUCCUGGGAAACUCUAAAGAAUGUGAUCAGUGAAAAGCAGCGGACUCUCUAUGAGGCCCUUGAGCGACAGCAGAAAUAUCAGGAUUCCGUGCAGUCUGUCUCUGCCAAGAUGGAGUCGAUCGAAGGGAAGCUGGGGGAGGCGCUCGAUGCUAGCCAGAGCCAUGAUGUCCAGGUGGCUGCUCACCAGGCGCUGAUGGAAGAGAUUGUGACACUCCAGGAUGAGAUCAAUGAACUGCAGAUCUGUUUUGCCGAAGAGCUAGUGUCUGACACUAUGGACACAGAUACAUCUGACCAGCUGGCUAUGCAGUCCACGCUAACCGUGCUUGCAGAGCGCAUGGCCACCAUCAAGAUGAAAGCGUUGGGAAAGAAGCAACUUCUUGAGGAGAGGCUGAAUGAACAAGAAGAGCAACAGCGUCAGGAGCAAGCUCUCCAAGUGUAUCGCAGUGAGGCUGAUGAACUGGACAAUUGGCUUCUAAUUACAAAGGCCAUACUGGAUGCAACACUGCAGGUUCCCAAGGAGCAGAUGGACAUGGAUGAACAGCUCAAUGAUUGUCAGAACAUGUUGGUGGAGAUCGAGCAGAAAGUGGCGUCCGUUUCAGAGCUCUCCAUGAACAGUGAGAACCUCCUUCUGGAAGGGAAGCCGCAGACCAGGGAGCAAGCAGAGCACCUGAUCGAGAAGCUCCGCAAUCUGAAGGGAAGCUUGGUGGAGCUGCAGAAAAUGUUGCAGGACAGAAGAAUCAGUAUCAAACAUGGUGUGGUGCAGGAGAAGGAGGACACAGAAAUCGAUUUCACCUUCCGCCCCAGCCCCAGUGUCCAGGAGUGGCUGGCCCAAGCUCGAGCCAGUAGGUACCAGCACCAACAGAACAGCCUGCAGAGACAGAAGGAGUUGGAGCAGCAGCUGGCAGAGCAGAAGAACCUGCUACGGUCAGUGGCCAGCAGUGGGGAGAAGAUCAUGACCCAACAGAGCAACGUGGAGGCAGGCAGUGAGGAGCAGAGAGCACAGGCCACUGAGACAGCCCAGCCUGAAACCUUACCCCUGGAGCUUGGCUUCGAGGGAGAGAAGCAGUACGGCCUUCAGCAACUGGGAGUCAAGUGGCAGAAUCUGCUGAAGGAGCUCCACAGCAAGCAGAAGCUGUUCCAAGCUGCGUUGGAGCAAAACCAGGAGCAAAAGCAGGUCUAUGGUGUGUCCAGUACAGUGUCGAGUGGUAUGGUUUUAUUCAAAGGGGAGGCUCAGACGUUGGACAAGUCUGUGCAGACAGCAAAAUCCCUCCUGACUGGCCUGGGUCAGGCCUUUGGAGAGGUUACACCUCAGGGUAAAGAUGCCGAGGAGCAAAGCCUCCCGCUGGAGCAGAAGUUGUACGACGCGGUUUCAGUUACCUGUCGUUGCUUGGAUGGAAUUGAAGACCACUUGCUGGUCAGCGCAAGUUUCCUCCCAGAAAAGGCUGAGACACACUUGUAUCAUGAAGAGGCUCUCGGGAAAGAUAUUGAGGAAGUGUUUGAAGAAGUCAACGGGAAGAAGGAUGCCUUUUUCCAUAUACUGCCCGAGCCGGUGAACCAGGAUGUCAUCGAGGAAACCCUGAGCUGCCUCUGUGAAAGACUUGGUGUGCUGGGGUUAACGGUGAAGGAGCGCUGUGAGAAGAUCAAAGACCAGUUGCAGCAGCUGGUGGAGUACCAGACUGAGUUGAAGCUGCUGAUCACCUCCCUGGCUGAUAGCAAAUAUGUCGUCCUGCAAAAGUUAGCUGAGGCUUUGGAGCAUACAGUCACAGAGCAACUGCAGGCCAUUUUGCAAGCGGAAGAUGACCUGAGGGAAUUUGAGGCACGGAUUGGUCAUUUGAAAGAGCAAGGAGAGAAGCUGCAGCCAGAUCAGGCGAUACUGCUGGACCUCUCCAAAGUGCAGGAUAUGUACGAAGAGCUGACGAUGAUCAUUGGAUCCAGCCGCAGCUCCUUAAACCAGAGCCUGGCCCUGAGGGGACAGUAUGAACAAGCUCUGCAGGAUCUGACUGAUCUGACAGACACAGGCCAAGAGAAGAUGUCACUGGACAAGAGGAUCCUGGUCACGUCUAAGGAAGACGUCAAGAAUCUUCUGAAUAAACACAAGGAAUUUUUCCAAGGACUGGAGUCUCACAAAAUCCUUACAGAAACACUCUGUAAAAAAGUAAACUCCUGUAUCCAUCAGAAAGAAAGCAUCUCCCAGCAGGAACUGAUGAGCAAGUGCUCGGCUUUACUGAAGGCAGCUCAUGGGAGAGGUGUGGAAUUGGAAAGCAUUUUUGAGACCUGGACUAACCUGGCGAGGGAUUACGAGGCUCUGUACAGACAGCUGGAAGCGGUGGAGAACAGCAUUCCCGGUGCUGGUCUGGUGGAGGAAUCCGAAGAACGGCUCACGGAACGGAUCACGCUUUAUCAGAGGUUAAAGGCCAGCUUGACUGAACAUCAGCCGCGAUUGUACCAAGUGCUGGAAGAUGGGAAGAAGCUCCUGUUGUCUGUCAGUUGUGCAGAACUGGAGGCUCAGAUAGCGCAGCUCGGGGAGCACUGGCUGUCCAAUACCACCAGGGUGAGCAGGGAGUUACAUCGCCUCGAAACCGUCCUGAAACACUGGAACAGGUACCAGGUUGAGUACACUGAGCUGAAUCAAUGGCUCCAGUCUGCAGUGGAGCGCCUGGAGUUUUGGAAGCUGCAAUCAAUGACCCUUCCACAGGAGCUCGACACCGUCAGGGACCACCUUAGCUCGCUUCUGGAAUUUUCCAAGGAGGUCGACACCAAGUCCUCCCUCAAAUCCUCGGUGCUGAGUCGGGGAAAUCAGCUCCUGCGGCUCAAGAAGGUGGACACAGCUGCCUUGCGAUCUGGGCUGGCCCAGACGGACGGACAGUGGAUAGAGCUCCUCACUCAAAUCCCCCUGGUCCAAGAGAGGCUGCACCAGCUUCAGAUGGAGAAAUUGCCUUCACGCACAGCCAUCAACGAGCUCAUGAACUGGAUUUCAUUCAUGGAACAAACCCUUGAAGAGGAUGAUGAGAGAAUUCGAAGUGCUGUGGGUUCACAGAUGGUAGAACAAUAUCUCAAGAAGUACAAGGCUUUCAAGAUUGACCUGGCAUGUAAGCAGUUGACGGUGGACUUUGUGAACCAGUCAGUACUGCAGAUCAGUAGCCAUGACGUGGAGAGUAAGCGCAGUGACAAAACUGAUUUCGCUGAGCGCCUUGGAAUAAUGAACAGGAGGUGGCAACUGCUGCAAGGACACAUUACUGAGCAGAUUGGGUCGUUAGAAACCUCACUAGAAUCGUGGACGGAGUAUGAGAAUAGUGUCCAAUGCCUGAAAGAUUGGUUUGGAUCUCAGGAGGACAAACUGAAGAAGUGGCACUCAAUCAGUGACCUUGCCUCUAUCCAUUCUGCACUGAAGGAUUGCCAGGAACUGGAAGAUAUUAUCCGAGUGAAAGAGAAGGAAGUGGAGAAAGUUGAAAAAUGUGGCCUGGUGCUGAUACAGAACAAGAAAGAGGAGGCUUCCAGCAACGUUAUGGAAACACUCCGAGAACUUAAUCAUUUCUGGGCUCAUCUGGACCACUUGGUUGGCCAGUUGAAGAUCACUCUCCAGUCAUUGCUGGACCAAUGGAAUAUUUACAAGGCAGCCUAUGAGGAGAUUAAUGGCCAUCUGAUGGAUGCCCGCUACUCCCUUUCGCGUUUCCGCUUGCUGACUGGCUCUCUGGAAGCUGUGAAAAUCCAGGUAGACAACCUCCAGAACCUCCAAGAGGAACUGGAUAAGUCGGAAGGCAGCCUGCAGAAGUUUGACUCUGUGUCUAAUCAACUCCUGAAGGAGUGCCACCCACCAGACAACAGCUUGUUAACAACUAAUCUCAAUGAGGUUAAUACAAGCUGGAAUAAUCUACUUCAAGAUAUCGCGGAGCAACUUCACUCCAGCAAGAUUCUCCUUCAGCUCUGGCAGAAGUACAGGGAUUACUCGGGCCAGUGCUCAGUUACAGUGCGACAACAGGAGGACAAAAGCAACGAGUUGAUUAAGAAAGCUGCAAACAGAGAUAUCGCUGAGGAGGAGGUUACAAAUUGGAUUCAGGACUGUGAUGCCCUGUUGGAAGAGUUGGCCAAACUGCGGGACUCUCUUCAUGUCCUGUCUGACCUGGGGGAAGAGAUGAGGCAGCAGGUGGACUCUUCAGCAGCGGCCGCUAUUCAGUCUGACCAACUGUCCCUCAGCCAGCGAUUGUCCACUCUGGAACACGCUCUCAGUAGGCAGCGCUGUGUGCUACAGGCUGGUGUUCGUGAUUACGAGACGUUCAGCAAGAGACUGGAAGCUCUGGAGGAGUGGAUUGUGGAGGCUGACGAGGUGCUCAAAUCACAGGACCCCAACCGAUCGUCUGACCUGACUAUAAUCCAGGACAGAAUGGAGGAGCUGAAAGUCCAAAUGCUAAGGUUUAGCAGUACAGUCCCUGACUUGGAUCGCCUGAAUGAAUUGGGAUACAGGUUACCCCUGAACGAUAAGGAGAUCAAACGCAUGCAAACAUUGAACAGACACUGGUCCUCAAUUUCUGCUCAGACCACAGAGCGGUUUAGUAAACUGCAGGCAUUCCUGCUUCAGCACCAGACGUUCCUGGAGAAAUGUGAGACCUGGAUGGAGUUCUUGGUCCAAACCGAGCAAACCCUGGCAGUGGAGAUUUCCGGAAACUACCAAAACCUCCUGGAGCAGCAGAGGGCCCAUGAGUUGUUCCAGACGGAAAUGUUCAGCCGACAGCAGAUCCUGCACUCCAUCAUCAGCGACGGACAGCGCCUCCUGGAGCAAGGCCAGGUUGAUGACAGGGACGAGUUUAACUCCAAGUUGGCGAUGCUGAGUAACCAGUGGCAGGGGGUGAUCCGGCGGGCACAGCAGCGGAGAGGGAUUAUUGACAGUCAGGUCCGGCAGUGGCAGCGUUACCGGGAGCUGGCGGAGAAGCUGAGGAAGUGGCUGUCGGAUGUCUCCCAGCAGCUGGAGCAGAGGUGGGGCAGCGCAGCUCCCAUUGCCCUGCAGCAGGCCAGGAACCUGCUGGAUGAGGUGCAGCUGAAGGAGAAGGUGCUGCAGCGUCAGCAGGGGAGUUACAUCCUGACGGUGGAGGCCGGGAAACAGCUCCUGCUGUCUGCUGACACAGAGGCUGAGGCUACGCUGCAGGCUGAACUCACUGACAUACAAGAGCAAUGGCGGGCUGCCAAUAUCCACCUGGAGGAACAGAGAAAGCAGCUGAACCUCCUGCUGAAGGACUGGGAGCGGUGUGAGAAAGGAAUCGCGGAUUCUCUGGCCAAGCUGAGAUCUUUCAAGAGAAAGCUAUCGCAACCCCUCCCUGAUCAUCACGAUGAGCUACACACAGAGCAGAUCCGUUGCUUGGAACUGGAAAGCUCUUUUAGCGGGUGGACUGAUGACCUGGCCCACCUCUCAUUUCUGAAAGAGACCUUAUCCAGCUACAUUCGUGCCGAUGAUAUCUCACUGCUCCAGGAGCGAAUCGAGCUGCUGCACAGGCAGUGGGAUGAGCUGUGCCAUCAGGUCUCAUUACGCAGACAGCUGGUCACCGAGAAAUUGAACGAGUGGGUGCUAUUCAACGAGAAGAACAAGGAGCUGUGUGAAUGGCUGACCCUGAUGGAAAGCAAGGUGUCACAGAAUGGCGACAUCAGCAUCGAGGAGAUGAUCGAGAAACUGAAGAAGGACUAUCAGGAGGAGAUUACAGCAGCACGCGAGAACAAAAUGCAGCUGCAGCAAAUGGGCCAGAGGCUGAUCCGAGCCAGUCACGAGAAUAAAGCUUCCGAGAUCGAAUACAAACUGGGCAAGGUCGAUGAUCGCUGGCAACAUCUGCUGGACCUGAUUGGGGCCAGAGUGAAGAAGCUGAAGGAGACGCUGGUUGCUGUCCAGCAACUGGACAAGAACAUGAGCAGCCUGCGAUCAUGGCUUGCCCAGAUUGAAACGGAGCUCUCCAAACCCAUCGUCUAUGACUCCUGCGAUUCCCAGGAAAUACAGCAUAAGCUCGCAGAGCAACAGGAGUUGCAGCGAGACAUUGAGAAGCACAGUACGGGUGUGGCCUCUGUCCUGAACCUGUGCGAGGUGCUGCUGCACGAUUGCGAUGCCUGUGCCACGGAAACGGAGUGCGACUCGAUCCAGCAGGCCACCCGGAACCUGGACCGCAGGUGGAGGAAUAUCUGCGCCAUGUCCAUGGAGAGGAGACUCAAGAUUGAGGAGACCUGGCGGUUGUGGCAGAAGUUUCUGGACGAUUAUUCUCGCUUUGAAGACUGGCUUGAAACCUCAGAACGGACAGCAGCAAUGCCUAAUUCCUCAGGAGUGUUAUACACAGUCGCCAAAGAGGAGCUGAAGAAAUUCGAGGCGUUUCAGCGUCAGGUCCAUGAGAGCCUCACCCAGCUAGAGCUGAUUAACAAGCAGUAUCGGCGCUUGGCUCGUGAAAACCGUACGGAUUCCGGCAGUAGACUCAAAGACAUGGUCCACGAGGGGAACCAGCGCUGGGACAAUCUGCAAAGAAGAGUCACUGCUAUCCUCAGGAGACUGAAACACUUUAUUGGUCAACGAGAGGAGUUUGAAACGACGCGUGAGAGUAUCUUGGUCUGGUUGACGGAGAUGGACCUGCAGCUGACCAACAUUGAGCACUUCUCUGAAUGUGACGUUCAGGCCAAAAUCAAACAAUUGAAGGCCUUCCAGCAGGAGAUAGCUCUCAACACGAGCCGCAUUGACCAGCUCUUUGUUGAUGGAGAGCAGCUGAUUGAGAAGAGUGAGCCUAUGGACGCUGCAAUCAUCGAGGAAGAACUGGAGGAACUUCGUCGGUACUACCAGGAGGUCUUCGGCCGAGUUGACCGCUACUACAAGAAGUUGAUGCAGCUUCCGCUGACCGAUGAUGAACAUGAGGUGUCUGACCGGGAAGCAGAAAUAGAUGAAAACAGUGAAUUCUCCAGCAUGCAGUGGCUGGACAGAGCUGCAGACAAUGUGGGGACCCCUCAGCUGUCCCUGAGCCGGGGCACUGGUCUCCCACAGCCCAGGGACACGCGGUCAGGGCGUGAUACCCCGGCCAGCGUUGACUCCAUCCCCCUGGAGUGGGACCACGAUUACGACCUGAGUCGGAACUUGGAGAGCGCAGUGUCUCGUGCCCUGGAGGGUGCUGAGGAUGGCACUGGGGAUGAAGACAGCGAUUUCUACCUCAAAGGAGCAGCUGAAAUCACAGAUGUAGUCAUCCCCGAAAGCCCUGAGGCCUAUCUAAAACUGACAGAAAGUGCUUUGAGAUCCACUGGAGAGCCCGGCCACUUGGAGAAGCAAAUCCGCCAGCUAGACAAAGCUCUGGACAGCAGCCGCUACCACCUGCAGCAGACCGAAAACGCCAUCCGCAGCAAGACGCCCACAGGCCCUGAGUUGGACUCCAGCUACUGGGGCUAUAUGAAGCUGCUGUCGGAAUGCCGUGGUAGCAUUGAAACUGUGAAAAGGGUGGGGCAUAAACUCAAAGAGGAGGAAGACAAGCUCUCCGGCUUAAUUAACCUGACGAGCACAGAGUCACAGACUUCAGGUGUGAUUGAACGCUGGGAGCUGAUCCAAGCCCAGGCUCUUAACAAGGAGCUGAGAAUGAAACAGAACCUUCAGCAGUGGCAGCAGUUCAACUCUGACCUGGACAGCAUCUGGCAGUGGCUGAGUGAGACUGAGGAAGAGCUGGAGCACCUCAGCAAAUUGGACAUCAGCACAGACAUCCAGACCAUCGAGCUGCGCAUUAAAAAGCUCAAAGAGUUACAAAAGGCCGUUGACAACCGCAAAGCCAUCAUCUUGUCCAUAAACCUAUGCAGCACUGAGUUCACCCAGUCAGACACGAGCGACGUGCUGGAACUCCGUGAGCGCUUGAGUCAGAUGAACAAACGGUGGGACCAGGUUGGCAGCAUGCUGGAGGCUUGGCGUCACACCCUUCAGGAUGCCCUCAUGCAGUGCCACGAUUUCCACGAGAUGAGCCAUGGCCUACUGCUCUGGCUGGAGAACAUAGACAGAAGGAGGAAUGAAAUUCUCCCCCUUGACCCCAAUCUGGACUCUGACACGCUGCAGGACCAUCACAAGACGUUGCUGCAAAUCCGACGGGAGCUACUGGAGUCGCAGCUGAAAGUCGCCUCACUGCAGGAUAUGUCCAGCCAGCUGUUGGUCAAUGCAGAGGGCAGCGACUGUCUUGAAGCAAAGGAGAAGGUUCAUGUCAUUGGCAAUCGCCUCAAGCUCCUCUUGAAAGAGGUCACGCAAGACCUGAAGGAGCUGGAGAGAAUCUUGGACAACUGCAGCAGUCAAGCGGACCUGGCGUCAUGGUCUUCAGCUGAUGACUUGGAUUCCUCAGGCUCCCUCAGCCCUGUGUCUGGCGGAAGCCUGGCUGUUCGACCCAGACCGCCACGGGGCAUAUGUAGCCUCACCCAGCCUGGAGCCUCUGUCAGCAGCCCACACAGCAGGCUCCACAAAGAAAGCCAAAGAGAUUCUUCCCAUUCUAAGGAGUUGGAAGCCCGGAAGAAGCCGUCCUUUCUCCUGCGAGUGCUCCGAGCAGCGUUACCUCUGCAGUUGUUGUUGCUGCUGCUGAUCGCUCUGGCCUGUCUUGUGCCAAUGACUGAGGAAGACUAUAGCUGUGCCUCAUCCAACAACUUUGCCCGAUCCUUCCACCCCAUGCUGAGGUACACCAAUGGGCCCCCUCCAAUAUGACCAAUGGGAGAGAGAGAGUUGAGAAAUGGAAUCGUCACCAGACACAGUUUCUCAUGGAAAGGGGGAAAGCAAGCCUGGCUCCUUUAGAGCCACUCCAUUGGCUACUCUGUACGAUGUCCUUUGAACCAACUCGGGUCAAACUGAAGCCCCAGGAUGGGCAUGAAAGUAACCAGUCCGCGCUCCCAGGUCCACGAUUCAAAGAGAAACAUGUAACAUACCAGUUUAAAUAACUUUUUAAUGAGCAUUUAUUUUCUACAGUGUUUGCUUUAGGCAUGGGCUUGUAUAGUUUGAGCUUUCAAAAUUAACUCUCUGAAUAUGUGAACGUUGUAAAUCUAGAAGGGAGUCUGAGCCGGAUAGUAUUGAGAUGUAAGUAAACUUUCAGGCGAUGUCAAUGAGACAAUUAUUGGAUGUAAACUAAAAUUGAACAGAUUAUAUGUGUACAGAUUGUUAAAGCUAUUUUAUGGUUGAAUAUAACCCUUUGCAUUAGUACCCACGCUGAUCAUUUUUACCUUGUGAGCUGCUUUUCAGAAAUACUUCCCUUUCUCGAUUUUACUUGGUGGAGGGAGGCACGAAUGUGUACAUAAUAUAUAAAUAUAACUCCUCCCGCAACCUCUUGCUUUGUUGGGACACAUGUUUGAAGCAAUUCCAAAGGGAAUCCAGUGAUGAAAUUCAAAACAAGGGAAGCCUCUUGAACAGUGUCACUUCUGUUGACCACUGUGAUCGUCUAAUUGUGGCAUGUUCCGAUCAUGGUCAAACUGCAGCGCGUUUUUCUAUUCAGAAGCAGCCUCGUGUGUCUACAAGUAAGAAUAUGGAAAGCUGGUUCUUUUUGGCGUACAGCAGAAAGCCGGGUCUCCCAUUAAAGGACCUACUUCUUUCA
Hemiscyllium ocellatum (epaulette shark) is the source of this 19746-nucleotide messenger RNA. Its product is annotated as nesprin-1-like. Gene Ontology annotation, molecular function: protein binding. The record is from RefSeq and is a predicted model, not a curated record. Gene Ontology annotation, cellular component: membrane. The transcript has 97 exons. The coding region runs from base 120 to 18869 and encodes 6249 amino acids. Lineage: Eukaryota; Metazoa; Chordata; Chondrichthyes; Orectolobiformes; Hemiscylliidae.